AUGAAAAUCGACGUGGGAAGCUUCGCGGUUCUAUCCGCCGCCUUCUCCUCUGUCGCUGCGACUCAUCUGGGCUUCAACUAUGGCGCAUUCUUCACUGACGGGAAUCCCAGGACACAGAAGGACUUUGAGGAUGAGUUCAACACAGCCCGCGGCCUAGCAAAUUCGCCCCAUGACGGAUUCACCAGUGCCCGUCUGUAUACCAUGGUUGUGAGACGUCAUCUCAGCCAUCCCCGCCGCCAUCGCCACCAACACCUCCCUCCUGCUCGCAUAUGGUGCUCGGCGGGCGACGCGGGCGUCACCAACGAACUGGCCGCUCUCCACGCCGCCAUCAACACCUACGGCGCCAACUUCACCGCCCUCGUCGUGGGGCUCUCGGUCGGCAGCGAAGACCUAUACCGCAACAGCGCCACGGCAAAGGCCAACAACGAGACAGACCCGGGCCUCGACCCGGCCACGCUGGUGGGCUACAUCCACCGCGUGCGGGCCUCCGCCGGCGUCCGCGCGGCCGUCGACUGGCUCGGCAUGGACGCCUACUCGUACUGGCAGCGCGAGCAGGCCAACGCCGUGGACCAGGGCAAGCACCUGUUCGACUUGGCGCUGAACCAGACGCGUGCGGCCGCCGCCGACGCUGCUGGGUCGGCGGGGGGGAAGAAGCCGGUCUGGAUCACCGAGACCGGGUGGCCCGUCAGCGGGGAGAAGCAGAACGAGGCCGUUGCGUCGGCCGAGAAUGCGAAGCGGUUUUGGGAUGACAAUGUCUGGUGGUAUACCCUGCGGGAUUCUUCGGCCAAGGGCACGGCGCAGCCGAGUUUUGGGAUUGUGGGCGCUGAUCUGGCGAAGGGGCCGCUCUUUGAUAUUUCUUGUGGCGGGAGGGUGGAAGAGCCUGAGGCGUGCGAUGCGAUGUGA
Chaetomium strumarium is the source of this 903-nucleotide messenger RNA. Its product is annotated as GPI-anchored cell wall beta-1,3-endoglucanase EglC. Gene Ontology annotation, biological process: cell wall organization; carbohydrate metabolic process. Gene Ontology annotation, cellular component: extracellular region; fungal-type cell wall; cell surface. Gene Ontology annotation, molecular function: glucan endo-1,3-beta-D-glucosidase activity. Lineage: Eukaryota; Fungi; Ascomycota; Sordariomycetes; Sordariales; Chaetomiaceae. The coding region runs from base 1 to 903 and encodes 300 amino acids. The record is from RefSeq and is a predicted model, not a curated record. The transcript has 4 exons.